Erigeron canadensis is the source of this 692-nucleotide messenger RNA. RefSeq names its product protein CutA 1, chloroplastic. The transcript is spliced from 6 exons. Gene Ontology annotation, biological process: response to metal ion. Gene Ontology annotation, molecular function: copper ion binding. NCBI's taxonomy places the organism in Eukaryota, Viridiplantae, Streptophyta, Magnoliopsida, Asterales, Asteraceae. The record is from RefSeq and is a predicted model, not a curated record. The coding region runs from base 27 to 536 and encodes 169 amino acids.
CGUCCAAAAGAAAAAGGCUAAAGAAAAUGGCAAUAUCUAGAGUGAGUUCGGUAUUUACAUCUCCGGCAAUCCGUCGGCGAUUACCAAUAGUGGGUGCUUUUUGUAUGCUCAGUUUAGGCUUUCACAAUCUUCAACCUUCUUCUUCUUCUCUUCCUCGGUUGAGUUUCGGAAAGGGAUUUAGUAGCAUAAGAAUGGAAGCAUCUAAUAAUAAUAAUACAGUUCCAAGUAUUGUUGUAUAUGUUACUGUACCCAAUCAAGAUGCAGGUAAGAAAUUGGCAGCAAGCAUUGUCAAAGAAAAACUUGCAGCUUGUGUUAACAGAGUACCAGGUGUUGAAUCAGUGUACCUGUGGCAGGGAGAGAUACAAACAGAUUCGGAGGAACUGCUCAUAAUUAAGACCAGAGAAUCACUUUUGAGUGCUCUAACCGAACAUGUCAAGGCGAAUCAUGAAUAUGAUGUGCCAGAAGUCAUUGCAUUACCUAUAACUGGUGGCAGCAUCCCAUACCUAGAAUGGCUCAAAAACAGCACUAGGGAGUGAGUCAAGUGUACUCACAAAGAAAGGCGUUUGAUAUGUGAGAUGAUGUUCCUUCUGGUGUGUAAAUUAAAUGAACAAAGAUUCUAAGAGAGAUGAUUAUGCUUGUAUCUGGUAAUUAUUAGGAACCAAGGUUUGUGAUCAUAACAACCUUGAUUGAAA